This is a messenger RNA of Pelobates cultripes (western spadefoot toad), 5709 nucleotides long. The record is from the annotation of a GenBank genome assembly. NCBI's taxonomy places the organism in Eukaryota, Metazoa, Chordata, Amphibia, Anura, Pelobatidae.
AUGGAACAAAUGAUAUACGGUAAGUGUAAGACCGCAAAUAGGUUCCAUUGUAGGCCAGGUCUGUUUUGCAAACACCUGUGAUAUUAUUCAGAGCAUUUUAGUUUAUAAAAAAAAAAUUCAAACAGCUAGAAAGGUGAUCUAUAAUUGACAGUUUAGACUUUUAAUAUUAUUUAAGCAAAUAUUUACUAACAAAGAAACAUUUUUAUUGAUCACAAAUCCAAAUGUGUAGUAGCAGGUGAACAGAAGCUGAACUUUACCAAAUAUUUAAUUUACUCUGAAUCCUCUCACUCAAAAUGGAAAAGUCUUAAAAAAUGUUUUUGCAAAAUUCUCUGGCAAAAAGUAUUGAUUGUGCAGAAUGGUUAAUGUGGAUCCACCAAUAACGCCUUGCAAUGCAUCCCAUCAACCUGUUAUAUCUAUAUGUAUAUUAUAGAAUAUCGUUUUGGAGAGACCAGGCCUAAAGCUAAUUUGUACUGUAAAAAAAAAAAAAAAGUGCAAGCCAUCAGACAAGAAAUUGCUAAUGUUUGAUGUUCCCCUUUCUGUCUGUCUUGUGCAUUAUUUCCUCUUGUAUUAUUCAAUACAUUGCAAAACUGCUUCCCCUUGCUGAAGAAAUGCUGUUGGUCUUCAUCUUAACGUGAUGUUGGACCGUCUCUUAAGAACCAUGGUACUAUGAUUACUAUUACUGAGCUGCACUUUUCCACUGUUGUAAGAUUAAAUUAGGUUGUUUAAAAAAAUAAAAUAAAAAUUACUAAAAAAAACCCCCAAGCCAGCCUUAUUAAAAGGAGGACAUUGCAGGGACUAGCGUAGAACACAUCAAAUGCUAAAUCCAUUUUUUUUUAAAGUUCCUCUUUUACACUUCAAAAGUUAAAAAGAGGUGGAGUGUACUCUUUAAACACGAUGGCAUAAACAAUGAAGUAUUCUUGGAUAUCAGCCUCUCUGGAAUCUACACAGCUUGAUAAAUAGUUAAAUAAGAAGCCUUUAUCAAACACCAAAAUUUGUAAAUGUGCAUAUAACCAACGAUGGCCUUAAGCAUGUACCCUAGUGGUAAUCAUGUAUCUUACCCUGAAAGGGUUAAACACGUAGUCUGUUUCAUCUGUAUGCCAUAGUAAAUGUGUAUUUACAACUAUUUUACAAUAAUCGUACGUAUUUACAGCCGGAUUCAUUUUUUUUACAAGAAAAUGCAAGAAUAGUUUUAGCUUUAAAAAAAUGCUAUUAAAUAUGGCCUCCAUUUCCUGUGGUGUAUGUGAUGGCUUCUAGAAAGAAAGAGGGGAGGGGGGGGAAAAGCAGAAGUGAAACACAGUUUGACUUAAGGCGUAGAACUGACAACGGAUGCUGACUGAGUGUUCCAUUCUAGGAGGAUGCGGGUAACUGGCGUAAGACGUAAUGGUUUGUGCAAGAAAUGGCGCAGCGAAUACAGCUGCUCAGGAAGUGUAAAGCCAUUGAGUUUGCCAUCUGGAUAUGUAGAAGCUAUUUUGGCCUACGUUGUAGCCGUUUGAAAAUUAACUAACCGGGCCUUAUUUUACAUAACUUUUUACAGGAGCAUUAAACAUGUCUUUAAAAUAUAUAUUUUUUUACUUAUGUAGAAACAACUAACAGCAGUGGAGAUAUAUAGUGAAAUGUUUAAUCUUACUAAUUCUCAGCUGGGACAUGAAUUAGCCUAAUAUACCUGAAUUGGAGAAAUGUUCCAGCCUGGGAGUUCUUCACUCAGCUAGUUUGGCCUAAGUUUUGUCAUUUCUCUACAGUUCCAGGUUUAUAGAGGGUUAUUCAGUAAAGUGAUAAUUGCUGAGAAUGCUGUGUAAAUUCAAAUGGAAUUUUAAACAAAGUCGAAAUAGCCAAACUGAAAACAUAAUUCACUAGGCCAAUUCUAAUUUGGCCUACAUUUUGAAAUUUACACUGAAUUCCCAGAAAUUCUCACAUUAGUAAAAAACUAAUUAUUGGAUAAUUUACAUUAUAAACACAAAUUAUGCAACGUUAUAUAUAUGGCUAUUCAAUAAAGUAAGAAUUCAAAGUGAAUUUCAAAUUUAAGGCCAGAGUAGUGGAUUAAAAAACAUAGAUGACAUUUUUCUCAGUUUGGCUAUUUUGGCCUUACUUGAAUUUGCACUUUAUUGAAUAACCCUGUUAAACAAAUUGCUGGAAUUUAUAUUCCAGAAAACAUAACAAUGAAUUGUAUUGCAAUGGUAAUUAUACAUAUCUUAGCUUUUUUGGAAGGUCAUUUUCAGAGACACACAAUAUCCAUGCAGAAAUUAUGAAGAAUUAGUAAAGGCAUUGCAAAUUUUAGGCCAAAAGAUAAAUAAAUUCGAAAAUUACCUGUGCUACUUCAGGUUAUCUGGCCUAAAAAUCACAAUAGCAUUAUCAAUCAUCCACAAUGCACUGAAUUCACCCCACACCUGUUAAAAGAGAGAGAUUUACAGCAUGCACUGGUGGACUACAAAUAAUUUACGAUUACAAAGGGUAAAUAUACAUUACAUAUUAAGAAUAAAAUCAGGAAUAUGAUAGUGAAAUGCAAACAACUAUUUUACAUGAUAAAAUAUGAUUCUCUAGCGGUGCGGUGUUUAAUUAUUGAUAACUCAGCAGCUGACAUUUCAGAGAAAUUAUAAAGGGGCUCGCCUAGGGGUUACUGCCUUAGUGCAGUGAUGGCCAUAAUUGGAAAGGGAGAUGUGUAUGGAAUAGAUCUACCAUGAUGCUCAGUCCAUCUAGCUGCAAUGUAACCCAUUUUAUUUGUAUUUUAUUUUUUACUAUGUUUAAGUGGGCUGGGAAAUUUCUAAGUUCCAUAAGCUGUCAGAAGCAAUCAAUCAAUAAUUAAUCAUGACUGAUAUCCCUUAGGAUUUGAACCCUAUGCUCCUAUAUGAAGGAGCAAACCUCUGCUAUCUGAUGUAUUAUUAUUCAUUCCAUUGAUUUAUUCUAGAACGUCAAUGGGAGCACGUCAUUUCAGAAGAAGCGUUGGGUUCAGGCAGGUGAGUGGUUAACUAAACUGCAUUUUCAAAAGAAAAAAAAAUCUCUAUAAAACGAGCUAUAGCAGCAGAAAUGACAGAUAAAAAGAUUAACAAUUACAAUGCUGCUAAAAAAAAGUCUGUGUGUGUGUUAAAGUUACACUAUAACUGGUAAUGUUAAACAGGUGUGCAUUUUUUCCCAAUGCAGUCUUAUGAUGUCUGCGUUAGGUUUAACCCAUAACUCUUCCUGAUAAAUUAAAUCUGGGGCACAAGCGGGUUUUUUCAAAAUCUACAGAUAUAAUUUUAACAUGUUUAAGUCACCUGUGUUCCCAUGAGACUUAUUCCUGAAUAUGUGUAACCGCUUCUAUGCUGCAUUUCUUCAAUAAGCAAUCAACGGCCUCAAAAUGACCCUCUGAUUUAUUGGCUUUUAUAGAUAAUGCAUUAAUUUCUGCAAUAAACUCAAAAAUAAUGAUACUUAUCAAUAUAUCCUUCAGCAGUCCAGGUUAGUGGGUUUGCCUGCAGCUGCAGAUAGACCCCCGCUCUCUGUCAAGUGUUGGUUUACACAUUUUAGAUUAUUCCCUAAAGUGGGAAUUGUCAGAAAAUCAAAGUGUCAAUUUUAACACCAAAAUAGCCAAACAAGGGGGGGAAUCAAGCAUUGCUUCCAUUUUGUUUAUUUUGUCCUUAAAUUCAUAAUUCAUUUUGAAAUCCUGACAAUUCUUACUUUAGUAAACAAACCUGAUUGAACAGAGGCUUCCUAUGAAAUAACAGAGUAAAACUAUGCUAUUUUGAUCAGAUGGUGUCAUAGAGACUAUCUGAUUGGCACAGUGCAGUGCACACAAGCCUCGGAUUGGCUGAUAUCUAUCUUGAUGAUUUCAGCCAAGGAGGCAGGGCCAGCCAGGAACUGAACAGCACAAAAGUUUCAGAAAAGGAGGGAUGGGGACUUUUAACAAGGUUCUAUACCAUUAGGAAUAAAAAUGUGUAUUUCUAACAUUACAAUGUUCCUCCUAUAAGAGCAAAUGUGCUACAACUAAUAUCUCAAAAUUACGUGUUACUUCUGGGGAAGGGUUUUAGUUAAGAAUGUAGUUCCUGGUAGAAUUAUGAGUUAUUCUGGAAUUGAUCAGCAAUUUCAUAUUUGUCUAAAAUAGCUGAACUGAUAAAUUCUCUAGUAUUCAAAUGUAUUGUAUUUUUUCCCCUACAAGGCUAUACUAAUUAAAAAUAGGAAUCCAUUGGUUUAGUAAAUCAAGCAGUAUAAUUGUGUGUCUGUGCACCAUAACCUUGUUGUAAAGCUGAAAUGUAAAUGUGAGAACAAGGAGCAUGCCUAUAUUUCUGCUUUUUGCACUCAUAUUAGUUUAUCCAGUUCAGGUCCUGAAUUCUACCACUUGGUUCCUCAGAAACUGUAAUUUAAGAGAGAGAUAGUGUGUGUGUAUAUAUGUAACUCAGAAUGCAUGUAACUUAGGGGGGAAGGGUGGGGUUGUUUUUUUAUAAUUCUAGCAAUACCCCAAAAAAACCUGCAUGCCCUGAGUUAUGCAUAUUUUAAUAACAUCCCUAGCUAAAGCAUGACAUGGUCAGCUUAACAGUAUUCAUAUUCUUAUCCAAGUUUGCUUUGGCAAAAAAAAAAAAAAAGCCCUUUCCUGUGCGUACUAAGGUUUUGAUUAAGUGUUCAUUGCAUCUUGAUUUUUCUUUAGAGCUUUGCACUUUUACUUAUUCAUACAUUUUAAACCAGAAUUGUAAUUCUUUGUAUUUCCCCCCCCCCCAGUUUAGAGGAGGUAAAGUUGAGAGGACUUCUCAAUGCAAGAGGAAGUAAGUAAAGACCUCUACUUCCUGUUGGUAAGUGCUGAAACUUCUUGUAGCAGUUAGGUUGCCUAAAACCACUUCUGCUUAGCAUACAGGCCAUUUAUACGCCUUCCGGAUUGUGAUCUGAAAGGUUUUCCCCAAUGCACACAAGGUUUUUACUCUGGAUCAGCUAAGAAAGACAUUUGAAAUUGUGGUUUCCCUUUAACUCCAGGUAAUGAUAUUAUUAAACCCCUUUCUUCUAAAUGGAUAGACAGUUACUUUUCAUCCAGAACCAGUUUAAAACAAAAACAAAAAAACUAUUUGAACCAAGAAACAUGCAUUCAGCUGUGAAUCCUUGAUGGCAAUUUUACAAAUACAUUAUUGUAGUACUAAUCUCCUGUCUCCUAUUAAACUGGGAGAUUUGUAAUAAAUUAAUUUAUAAUAAAAUUAUUACCUAUUUGGUUCCAUUACAAAUUGAACUGACUGAUGCCAUUCUUAUUAACAUUUUGGUUUGACGUACAAGACAUUUGGCUAUGAUACUGUUGAAGAAUGAGACUUGAGAAGACGUCAAGGAAAGCCCAAUCCUGGAGAAGACAAAGACCUACAGUGCAGCCACCCAUAAAGUAGAAAGCACUACUAGACAGGUCUGAACGCUGUAGUGUUUCCUACUUUAUGGAUGAGUGUACUGGACGCUACAGGACAACAUCUGGACAAGGCAAAAUCUUCAUCAUGAGUGUGUUAUGGGGAGUUAUAAAAUUCGUUUUUUAGUACUAUUUUUUUAUCAUUAUAUUAUAGUUAUUUAUUUAUUUUACUCAUGCUUGCUGUUCUAGAAUCGUUAACCUAUUUCAAAUAUCCAUCUGAAUGUGUCGUGUUAAACAACCUGGGCUACUCCAAUUAUUUGCUUACAUCUGUUCCCAAUCUAUGCAAGCCACUGGCUGAGGAUUGUAGUAGUUUUAGUCCAACACUAAAUGAAUUAAUGCAGGCUUCUCAUGGCCCUAAAGUCUUGUAG